GUCCUUAAUAAUUUCAUCUAAGGAUCUAUCCAGCGACAUAUUCAUCGUUAUGGUUCUUGACGUGAACAAAUCCCCAGUCGUUUGCUUUGCAUCCUCUACCAAUACUAAAGUAGGUCGUUCAUUGUAAAUAUCUCCUUUCAUAAAGAAAAUCCUAUUCUGCUGAACCUUUCAACCAUUGCUUCUGCUUUUGUCUUGUGGUAUUGCUUUUUUUCCUGUUGUUUUUUUAAAGUCUAUUGUUCCUGCUUCAUUUGAGUGAUAUUGCUCUUUCUUAGCUUUAUAAAUUCGCUCUUACAGAUAAUCUUUUUAAUUCUUUUCUGGUAUAGACUUUACUGUGAAUAUCUCUUGCAGGUUUUAUACAAUCAUAAUGAGUUUCUCCCCGGAGCAACAAUUUAUGCUGGAAAAGCCCGGAAUCUUGCUGUCUUUUGAGCAAUUGAGAUUAAAUUUUAAGCAAGUAUUACGGCAAUUGGAACAUGAGUCUCAUGUAAUGACCUCUACGCUUACAGCUUUGCUUCAAGAGUCAAUCCCCAUCGAAAACAAGGUCAAACAGAUCGAUGGCUUGGUUUUAAGGACACGAAAUUUGAAACAAAAGAUGACGCAGCUCAAGGAAUCCGAAAAAAUACAUAUUCAACGAACACGAUUACGUUUACAGUUUAUAAAUACUCUCAGUAGAAUUGAAGAUUUGGAUUCUCCAGAAUUUUUGGACUGGUCGAGGACUCGUUUGAAUCGAUUAAUUGCGGAUUAUAUGUUAGCAAAUGGAUAUCAUGACUCUGCCAUAAAGUUGUGCAAGAACUCUGACCUGUUUGAAAUGGUAGACAUUGAUGUCUACAAGAGAUAUCAGAAAAUACUUGAUUCCAUUCUUCGGCAUGAGUUGAAAGAGGUUCUUGCAUGGUGUGCCGAGCAUCGAUCCAUUCUGAAAAAGAUUAACAGCACUCUGGAGCUUGAGAUUCGGAUACAACGAUUUGUUGAACUAAUAAAAUCGAAUAAAAAAGUUCAGGCAAUUAACUUUGCCAAGACUUACUUCGGUAAUUGGACCAAAGUUCAUGCAGUCCGUCUUCAGCAGGUGGCAGCUCUCUUGGCGAUUCCAUAUACCACGAAAGCUUCUCGAUACAAUGAGUAUCUUUCUGAUAAUCGAUGGGAUUUUCUAGCGUCUUUAUUUUCCAAAACAUUCACUCAAGUCCAUAGUCUUUCUUCGGUUUCCAUUUUGCAUAUUGCAAUUGCCGCGGGUCUUUCUUCUUUAAAAACCCCUUCUUGUUGUAGUUACGAAGCUGCACAUACUUCUCACUCCUUUCAAUCCUCUACUAUUCGGCAGUGCCCCGUAUGCACUCCAAACCUAAGCGUGCUCGCUCAAUCUUUGCCUUAUGCUCAUGUUACGCAAUCCGUCAUUGUUGAUUCAUUAACGGGUGCACGACUGGAUAGUGAUAAUCGUCCUGUGGCAUUUCCAAAUGGGCAUGUUUACGGAAUUAAGAGUUUAGUUGCAUGGAAUGAAGCAAACGGAAUACAAGAAGGAUAUUUAAGGGAUCCUUUUUCAGGAAAAGAGUUUGCUUCUGAAUUACUCAGAAAGGUAUAUGUGGUGUAACUCCAUCCCUAUCUUCAGUAAAGCGUUCCUAAACAAACAUGUAAUGAUCGUAAUGAGUCUAAUGCUAAUUAAUGAUAUAUUGAUUUUUUUGCUUAAGGUACAUCACAAAGAAGCUUUAUGCAAUUGCUGUAUUAUAAUGCAAUAAUAUUAAUUGUCCUAAUCCCUAA
Messenger RNA from Schizosaccharomyces cryophilus OY26, 1743 nucleotides. Its product is annotated as ubiquitin ligase complex subunit. The record is from RefSeq and is a predicted model, not a curated record. The coding region runs from base 365 to 1576 and encodes 403 amino acids. The transcript is spliced from 3 exons. NCBI's taxonomy places the organism in Eukaryota, Fungi, Ascomycota, Schizosaccharomycetes, Schizosaccharomycetales, Schizosaccharomycetaceae. Gene Ontology annotation, molecular function: protein binding; ubiquitin protein ligase activity. Gene Ontology annotation, biological process: proteasome-mediated ubiquitin-dependent protein catabolic process. Gene Ontology annotation, cellular component: cytoplasm; GID complex; nucleus.